Molecule: messenger RNA, 3660 nt
Organism: Notolabrus celidotus (New Zealand spotty)
Lineage: Eukaryota; Metazoa; Chordata; Actinopteri; Labriformes; Labridae
Gene: tbx22
Product: T-box transcription factor 22
Exons: 8
Coding region: 227-1846 (539 amino acids)
Biological process (GO): regulation of transcription by RNA polymerase II; positive regulation of DNA-templated transcription; cell fate specification
Cellular component (GO): nucleus
Molecular function (GO): DNA-binding transcription factor activity, RNA polymerase II-specific; RNA polymerase II cis-regulatory region sequence-specific DNA binding
Source: RefSeq, a predicted model, not a curated record
AUAAAGGGGGAGAGGAAAAUAUUGUAGUGGCAAGGAGAGGCGUGCCAAUAAUCAAGUUUUUGGAUGAAAGCGCGCGUCUUGGAGAACACAUGGGAAGGCACCGGUUCAAUUACGCAGCGUCACGGAGCCGCCGUAAGAGAAGAGGGGCUCCCUGAUGUGCUGCUGCUGCUGCUACGUCUGCUGCUGCUGCUGCUGAUGAUGCCUGUCCUAACCCGUUCUGUGCUGAAUGACCUGUGACACUGAAACCCUUGCGGGACAAAGCCAGAGUUCAAGUGGAUAUAAGACUCACAGAACGAAGGGAUAUUACGCCAAGAUGCAGGGUCUGAGUUCCCGGGCUCAUGCGUUCUCCGUGGAGGCGCUGGUGGGGAAACCCUGUAAGAGGAUGAAAGUGUCGGAGGGACACGAGUCAAGUUUCGCUGGAGACACCGGUAGCGACACGAGCAUCUUCAGCGGCCUGAGCGAAUUCCCAGUCAGUCAGCUGAAGAAAGCAGGUACAUCACCGAGGAGGACAGAGGACGCUCCCUGUGACCCAGAGAGACAGACUGACAGAUCCUCGGCUGAGGAGUGUGAGCACAGCGGAGAGGAGAGCAAGCCGAAGGAGAGAAGCUGCAGCGCGGAAAGAUCAGAGGUCCGAGUGGACCUGCAGGGUUCCGAGCUGUGGAAGAGAUUCUAUGAGAUCGGCACCGAGAUGAUCAUCACAAAAGCCGGCAGGAGAAUGUUUCCCUCUGUGCGCGUAAAAGUGCGCAAUCUGGACCCGUGCCAGCAGUAUUACAUUGCGAUGGACGUGAUGCCUGUGGAUUCAAAACGCUACAGGUAUGUGUACCACAGCUCGCAGUGGAUGGUGGCUGGAAACACUGACCACUCCUGCAUCUCUCCUCGGCUCUACGUGCACCCGGACUCUCCGUGCGCAGGAGAGACGUGGAUGCGUCAGGUCAUCAGCUUUGACAGGGUCAAACUCACCAACAACGAGAUGGACGAUAAGGGUCAUAUUAUUCUUCAGUCGAUGCAUAAAUACAAACCACGCGUGCACAUCAUCCGACAUGACCCCCGGAUGGACCUGUCACAGAUCCAGUCUCUGCCUGCUGAGGGAGUGCACAGCUUCUCUUUCCCCGAGACCGAGUUCACCACAGUCACUGCCUAUCAGAAUCAACAGAUCACAAAACUGAAGAUCGACAGGAACCCGUUCGCCAAGGGCUUCAGAGAUCCUGGAAGGAACAGGGGAGUGUUGGAUGGCUUGUUGGAGUCAUAUCCCUGGAGAGGUCCCCUCAGCCUGGACUUAAAGCCAUUUACUAUACAGCUGCAAGGGAGCUCAGGGUCGCCAUUAAGCAGCAUGAAGAGCCUCCUCCCUUUCUCCUCGUCUUCAUCCCUUCACCCAUUCUCUGUCUCCACGCUCUCCUGUCAGGACGCCGCUCUCCACACACUCGCUCUUCCUUUCUACAACAAGGCCUCCACCACCUCACCCACCUCCCCACUGCCCAGCAGGGCCUUCUCCGCACUGGGAGUCGACAGACUGAGAAGCCUCCCCCCGCUGUCUCCCCUGACAGACCUCCCUCUCCUCUCAGCGCUGCAGGCAAAGAAACCUCCCCACUGUAGGGACCCAUGUCUUCAUGUCUCUCCAGGGGGGUCCCACUGUCUCUUUCCCUUCCACGGCCCACUUAGCCCUCAGGGGCCAUCUCUGCUCCCCCAUCUCUCUGACACAGUGGGCCCUUACUGUUUUUACCGCUACAGUCUCCCCCUGAACCCCCAACUCACUGCCGUUUCCCGGCAUGCCAAACUAGCUGAGGACACCACAGACUGUCUGCUGCGCCAGUCUCAGUGGCACCCGACCACCAACCGCUGCCUCUGACAGCUGGACCGCACUUUCAGGCUCCGGCCCAUUGAGUGUAACAAGCCAAAGCGUAUUGCAACAAAACAUUUGAGCAAGCCUCAAAGGAGCGUUGAAGAGCGUUGUGCCAGUGGGGAAUGCUUUGUAUUUAACAGCAGUUUUCUACACUGUGUUGGAUCUCCCAGUACAUAAACUGAUCCUGAAAUGGAUACUGAGCUGCUUCUUUUCACUGUGCACACUCACAGCCAAACAGCCUAACAUUGGAGUAAACAGAGAGCUAGGCAGGAUAUAGAUUUUUAUUUGGGACUGAAAGUACAGUUUCUUUACCACAGGGCAGAGCCUCCUCUCCACCCUCAAUACUCGAAAUGCUGUAAUGCUUUUACCAAGGAGCAAUAAAACCUGAAAUAUGAAGGAUCAUGAGAGUUAAACUGAACACAAAGGCCAAUUACAGUAUUUCCAUACUGUUUGUUCAGAUCACACACCAACAUUUCUAAUGUAUUUUUCCAUACUUAAGUAAAAGAGAGACUUUUCUGUGUUUUUUAAAUGUAUGCACUUGGAAUUCCAACAUAUUUCAAAGUAAAACAAACAAGUGCUGAUUUGCAGCAGGAAGAGAUUUGCAUAAAAUGCACAAAUCCUCUAAAAUAGGGUAGUGAUUAUGUUUCAAUUAUACUUUGUUAAACAAAAGUGUGCUUUGUGUUUUUGGUGAUCCAAAGUGAGCUGAAUGUCAGAGUUGGGUUUGGCCACCCCUGACUAAUAACAUGAGCUCAUCAGGUCUCUCAUUGAUUGUAGGGCAGAUCAACAGCUGCCAGGAUUCAAACAGUUUUCAUUCCUGUUCUUUAUUACUAAUAACAGGCCUAAUCAGAGAUGCAUGGGGGUGAAAGGGUUAUUCUUUAAUGGCCUUCAGACGGCCGAUCUGUAACAUGAUUAGAAUAAGGCUCACUGAUCUUUGAAAUGUGCUCAAGCAGCAGUGCCAUCAUUAUUAUAGUUAUAACAUUGUUCCAGGAUCAACAGUAAAUCAAUACGGCUGUGUGGAGGCUUGUCUUUGGGAGACAUGCAGAAAGCUUUCAGGAAAGUGAACUCUAGUGUGCUGAAUGAAAACCUCUAACCACAGUGGCCCGACAUAAUGCUGUGUUUUUUUGUCCAUACCAAAGGGGGCACGCCCGUUCAGCCGCUGAUGUGAUAAUUCCUGCCUUCAGUUAAGACUCAAAGCCCGCACCAUCCCUCCCUCCUUCUCUGCAGAGCGACCAGCGGUUUAGGCAAAGCGGGGGAAAUGGCCUGUUUCCCGACAAACGGUCGUAACCAAACAGCAAUUUAGUUGUCAUGGCCGAACAUGGCAGUGAGCUAAUACGCGCUGGACGUGGAAAUAGCAGGAAGGAGUUAAUUGAGGAACCCAAGCAGGGGAUGGCCCAGGUUGUAGCACGCGGUCAGGUGUGUUGCUAUCAAACAGCCUGCCCUUUGUCUGCAGACGGACAUAAUCUGUGCUGGUUAUUUGAUACCGUCUGUCAUUUCCAUGUUGGCUGUGUAGGACCUUCAUUUUAAACUCCCAGCUAAUUCCUGAUCUUUCAAUUAGACAAAUUGCUUUCAUGCCGGGAGAGCUGAACUCUGCACCUGCCACUCCUUAGUAAAAUAAUACAGAAACACACAUUACAGAGAACGAGACCUGGGCACCUGUCUUCAUGUGUGUCUAAAGUAGCCUAUGUGUUGGAGUGCAAACAAUAAAUAAUUAAUUGAAGACAUUUGAAGGAUUUCUUUUUGGUAAAAUAAAUUGUUUGUCGAAAUGGUAAAGACCUUUUUUGCUUUUUUGUCAAUAAACACUCAAAUUCAACAGCAGAAGA